This is a messenger RNA of Centrocercus urophasianus (Greater sage-grouse), 779 nucleotides long. Its product is annotated as synaptonemal complex protein 2-like. NCBI's taxonomy places the organism in Eukaryota, Metazoa, Chordata, Aves, Galliformes, Phasianidae. The record is from RefSeq and is a predicted model, not a curated record. The transcript has 10 exons. Bases 18 to 692 code for a protein of 224 amino acids.
UUUUAUUUUUCUCUUACAUGGUUAAUUGGUAUGAAAAGUUAAAAGGAAUUUUGAUUCUCAGAGGAAAUGAAAAGAACAAAAUCGUUACAAAUCUGGCUGAAGAUUUCUUCAAUGUACUACUGAUUGUAUAUGACAGCAGACCUGAAGGUAAAAUGGAAAUGCUAGAAAACUUUGUUUUGAGAACAUGUACCAUCAUAACUGAUGUAAGAAUUAAUAUUUAUGUCCAACAAGAGGUAGUAAGAAAACUUAAUUUAAUGCUUGACAGCAUGCCUCGAGAUGCCAGGAAAAAGAUAUUUUCUACAGAGGAGAUGUUGCUUGUCAUGAGUGACAUGGGUAGGAGAAUUUUGGAUGCUGGAGACUAUGACCUGCAAGUAGCCAUCACAGAAGCUUUGUGCAGAAUGAUACCAGAGAAACAAAGAAGAGAACUGGCAUGCCAAUGGUUUUCCAUGGAGUUUGUGUCCAAUGCAUUUAAAGGAAUUAAAGAUUCAGAGUUUGAAACAGAUUGCAGAAAAUUUCUUAACCAGGUGAAUGGCAUGCUUGGAGAUAAAAGAAGCUACAGCUCCCGUUGGAUGAAAAUCUUGAAGAAUUUUGGAUUGAUUUCAAUGUUGGCAGUAGAAGUGUAUCUUUCUACGUGGCAGCAGAUAAUGCAGAUCAGCAAUGGGAAACAGUCAUCAUACCAGAGGAAGAGGUAGACCUAUACAACCUUGAAGAGAAAGAUUCAAAGAAAUUAUUAACAAUAGAUUUAAAAAGCCCAAUGAAUGUGGGAAAUCAAGAAGGAG